Mauremys mutica (yellowpond turtle) is the source of this 4596-nucleotide messenger RNA. It is a transcript of the gene GASK1A, whose product is annotated as golgi associated kinase 1A. Gene Ontology annotation, cellular component: Golgi apparatus. Lineage: Eukaryota; Metazoa; Chordata; Testudines; Geoemydidae. The transcript has 6 exons. Bases 1211 to 3118 code for a protein of 635 amino acids. The record is from RefSeq and is a predicted model, not a curated record.
UCAAAUUAACUGGCAUUCCCCCCACACACUUCUCUUCUCCCCUCCCCACAGGGAGGUGGGUCUGGGCUGCCGGGCUGCUACACACUUUAAAACUAGCAGUUGAAGUUUGCCAGUUGUACACUGUGGAUAUGAACUAGAUGCUGAAGCGCAUUUGCGCCCAUAGUACCAGAUUAUACGCCUCACAUUCGUGCACCCAUCCAGCACACGGCUAAGAACAGUUCCAGCAAGGAAAAAAUAGCACACACUGGACCCUUCUGUAAAGUUUGAUGACAACUUACCAGCAAGGAUUUAUGAAAACUAAACACCCUUUGGAAUAAUGAGCAGGAGGUUGAAAUUGCAAAGAGCCCCAGCUGAGCUGUGCAUAUUGGUUGGGAUAGGCACCCUGGAGUGACAACAUCUGGUUGUAAUUAAAAAGGAGAUAAAAAUGGGGAGAGACAUUGAUUAGUAGCUGAAGUUUUUUUUGUUUUUUGUUUUAAAGUGGUUUCUCCUGCAAAGCCAGUGCAAAAGCCCUACAAGUGGACUAUGCCUAAGAACCACAGGGUUUAGUUUCUGAAAAGGACAAGACUACAGUGUGCAGUGUCUUCUGCAGAAGAUGAACAUAGAAGGUGACUAAGGGAGAAGAGGAGGAGCCCCUCUGCCUGCAUUGCAAAGAUAUGUUAUAUGGCUAUACAAAUGCCUGAAAAUCUGUAACAGGUCAGCUUCUGCUCUGACUGGAUUCUUAUUUAGGAUGCCUGUCAGGAGCCACUUGACAUAAAUCACACUGCAAGCAUUUUUUAAUCUUAGCAAUCCUUCUUGUGCCAAAGGAGGCCCCAAAGCUGCAAACCUACCAGCUGUGACAGAACUAGACCUUUCGAGAGAACACAUGGAAGUGGGAGCUGAGUGCAUUGCUCACCAAACCAGGCAUAUUGAGAAACACAAUGGAGCUCUGAUAAGUGUAAGCCUGCUACAGGAACAUGCUCAGACCUGCUAAGCAGAUGGAGACCCUGUACUUAGAGACAUCAGGCGGAGCUCUCCCGCUCCACAUACCCCCCCUCCCAUCGGAACUGCAGCAGUUCUGCAUUGCAUUUUGAUGUUGUGUCGCAUUGUCCCAAAGGAGGGGGUUACAACUGUCACAUGUUACCUUACAAAACCAAUCGGUGAGUGAGCCUACACAGUUGAUAGUGUCGCUUCCUCAAUACACAGUUGGCAGGCUCAGAGAUCAUGGAGAAGAAUGAGGCUGAAGAGACCACCUGUGGCUGGAUUCUGCUUCUUGUUUGCCUUCUCUGUGGUGGCAUUUACUAGUUUUCCUCUGCUGCUUCCAACUGAGUCCGAUUUCCAGUUCUUGGCACUAGCUGGGCCACAUGGGAAAGUCAUCCAGCCCAGGCGUCUGUGGACAAACACCACUGCCUCUGUCCCCCGGCGGGCCAGGAGUUUUGAUCACAGAGAAUGGGAACCCGCUCCCCCUGGCACCGAUCAGGAAAGCCAAUCCUCACACCAUCCCCACUCUGCCUGCAAGCCAAAGAACCAGCCAAGCAGCCUGCGCCGACAAAACCACACACUGCUGAAAGCAAAGAGAAAGCACAAAGGAGAGAUUAGGAAACAUAACGUUGUGAAAAGCUCUGAAGCCAGCAGUAAAUUACAGCAUGAAAACAUUCCCCGCAGGACCAGUGGUGAGAAGAAAAGGGAGCUUAAUACUCAUUUUUCUCUAAAGAAUACAGGGAACAAUGUUCAUUUCUAUAAGCUGACAGGGAAAAAGGCAGAUAUGAAACCACAAAUGGAGGAGGCCCCUUUCUUUUCUCCUUCACUCAGCAAUAAAAGGGGUUUUCAGGAAGGAAAGCCGGAGUUUGUUUUACUUCUUAAGAACUCUUUUGCAAGCCAGCCAACUGUGGCACAGGACCAACGCAAACCAGAUGUGCAGGCAGCUGGUGCUGAGCCGCAGCAUUCAGAUUCAAUUAAAGCCUUUAUCUCGGAAGCAGAUAGCAGGCUGCCCUUCAAAGGUGCAGCAGGCACGCGGAGAGGGACAGGCAGUUACUCCCAGGGGCCUGGAGAGCCAGGAGCUCAUUUCUGGGUGGGUGUGGCCACGCAGUUACAGACAUCUGAAUGGUGUGUGAAGACUCCAGAAGAUGCCCUUUCUGCCAAAUGGGAGGGCCGCCUGAGGUUUGAUGAGAGGAUCCCACCUUGGUUUACUGCAGACGAUGUGCAGAAGAUGAAAUGGCUGGCAAAUAGCGAAGUGGUGACCAAAACCAGAAUUCCUGCCCAUGGACAAAUACUCAGAGUCAGCCUUUUGGCCAGCCAAGACACUUCCCCAUCUGACCCUAAACGAGACUGUUCUGAUGGGCUCUGUGGAUUAAUAAAGCGGCCCAGUGACCUCUAUGAGGUGCUAGCUUUCCACUUGGACAGAGUGUUGGGGCUGAAUAGGAGUCUGCCUGCAGUGGCCCGCAAAUUCAGCAGUCCCCUGCUGCCCUACAAAUACACCAAUGGUGCAGCGAGGCCCAUCGUAUGGUGGGUGCCAGAUAUCCAGCACCUAGAUGAUGCCAACAAUGACCAGAACUCUUUUGCACUGGGGUGGCUACAGUACCAGUCUCUGCUGCAGCAGCGGUGUGGCAUGGCAGAUUCCAGGGCAGCCCUCGGAAUAGCUCCGUGUUUGAGCAUCCUGCACACAGAGUGGGCCAAACUGGCGCUCUUUGAUUUUCUCCUACAGGUUCAUGACCGCCUGGACCGUUACUGCUGUGGAUUUCAGCCAGACCCUGCAGAACCCUGCAUGGAGGAAAUGCUUCAUGACAGAUGUAGGAAUCCUGCAGAACUGGUCCUGGUCCACAUCCUGAUCCGGGGAAGUGAGCCUUCUCGCCUGGUGUUCAUUGACAACGCAGGCAGACCUUACCAUCCGGAAGCAAAACUCAACUUCAGGCUACUGGAAGGCAUAGAUGGGUUUCCUGAGACAGCUGUGACUGUGCUCAAAUCGGGAUGUUUACAGAACAUGCUUCUGAAGUCACUGUACAUGGAUCAGGAAUUCUGGGAAAGCCAGGGUGGAUACCAAGGCCUUAGACACUUGCUUCAAGUCAUUAACAGAAGAGGACAGAUCCUACUGCAGUACAUUCAGGAACACAAUUUGACAAUCUUUAAGGAUUCAUCACUUUAAAACAUGCCCCUACAAGAGCGACACACUCGCCUGACAUAAAGUGCAAGGUUGCAACCAUGGAUAUACCUCAGUCCUCUAAAGCUUUUAUGAUCAGAAGCUGAUUUUGAGUGCUUGGUUCUUGAGAAUCAAAUUCAGCAGCACAUGCUGAAGAAGCAGAAUAGAUCCGAGGAAGAGACAGAUGGGGGAAAGAAAAUUUCUGACACAUUACAGACAGGCUGGGAAAAUGCAUUAACCAAGUAUUUAUUGAGCACUGACUCCAACUUGGAUUUUCAAAGGAGUUGAAUCUCAUUGAGAUUUUGGGCACCUAACUCCUUGAGGUUCCUUUGAAAAUCUUAUCUUGAGUGUUACGGCAAAAUUCUAAGGACAACAUGAGAAAUAUUAACUCAACAGUUUGAGAGACUGACCAAAGCUCAUAGAAGUCAAUGAGAGUCUUUUCAUUGACUUCAAUAGGCUUUUGAUUAAGCCUUAACUGCUUCAGAAAUAAUCAAUAUGACCAGUUUGGUUUGACAUAAGAAAAAAGGGUGGCACCUCCAAAGUGAAUUAUAUAAAUAAUUAAAUAGCAUGUGAGCUUCAGGGAGGUGUGAGCUUCAAAAUCUAAAGGGGAUCAUUUAAAAACCACCCAUCUGAUUGCACAAGCAAUUUCCUUUUCUCUCAUUUCUUUUUAAGAGAGAUUAAAUGAUACAAGUUAUGUUAGUGCCAUGUUCAUCAAGUCAAAACAAUUGCUAUUACUAUAAAAAAAAUUGUAACCACCAAGACACUACAUUGGCCUGCAGAGUGACCACAUCAUUUUAAUGUGUGAAAUCCUGUCCCACUGAAGUCAAUGGGCGCUUUACCAUUGACUUCAAUGAGCGCAGGAUUACUCCAUUGCUUUCAUCUUUCUCCCACUCCUUCCCCAUCCUCACCAUGUGUUAUCACCUCCUGGGACUGAGCUGCACAGGUGGACUGCUGUGCCCAUGUGGAGUCCAAAAGAAAUCAAGGACAUCGCAGGGAUGCCUCGUACUAGUAAGCCCUGCACUCAGCAGUAAGUGUUUGCCGAUUGUAAACCCUUAUGAGCACAGGGUAAGUCAUUGCUUGUUCUGCGAAAUGCCAUGCACAGCUAGAGCAUUACAUGAAUAAAUAAAUAAUAACAAGAACAAUAAUAUUACAUAAUUAAAUCCACAAAAUGUACUGCAAAAGUUAAAGUCCUAACAGCAACAGUCAUUUGGCCAUCUGUGAUGUGUUCCAUUCUUGUUUUUUCUGGCUGAUAUAUUUAUGUUAAUCUCAAACAAUACCACAAAACACAUACGUUGGACAAUGGAGUUGAGUUAAUGUUGCUUUUAGAACCAAAAACUUUGCAUUUCCUGACUUCUUGUGGUUUUUAUCUGUUCAAAUUUAACAUGGCAUAACAUGCAGGUUUUUGCAUUUUUCAUGUGUGUGUGUGUGUGUGUGUGUGUGUGUGUGUUUAAACUUGGAAGAUAUCACUAUUACAUACAAUGUAA